AGUGGAGCGGGAUAGGAAAGGGGCGUGGCUUUCGUGACGCCAUCAGCCAAUGACCGCUGCAGGUCAGUGUGAGUGGCAGCUGCGCUGGCCAAUUGGAGCGGGGCUCAGCGCUACGCGGGCUGCAGGAAAGAUGGCAGCGCUCGCGGCAGCCUCGGUGUAUGAGCAACUGAAGGAGCUGCGCUGCCCCCUGCUGGACGGAGUUUUCCUGGCCGAGCCUGGGGCGGCCCUGGGGCUCCUCUGCGCCCCCUCGGCCCAGCGCCUGGAGCUGCUGGCCUGGCUCUGCGCCCGGUACCGGACCCCCCCGAGACCCCCCUCAGCGCCUAGCUGGGCUGGGCACGUCAGCCUGGCUCCUGCGGUGACGCUUUCUCCCCCUGGCCCCCAGAGCGACCCCCCCCUCCGGGAGCGAUUCGCCACCCUCACGGACUCGCAGACGGAGGAGAAAACUCAAGAAAUGGCCAAACUGGGCUCCGACCUGCUGCUGUGUCGAUCCGACGAGCUCGAUCUCAUUAAGGGAGAGGCCAGUGCCGAGCGGCAGCUCCGGUUCAUGGAGCAGCUGCUGGAUGUGAUCCGGUACCUGGACGCCAUCACUGGGACGGACUCUGGGGACUCGACCACCUCCAGCAGGGAGGAGUCGCUCCGGGGGGCGGCGAGGAGGAAUGAGGAGUUCCUGCGCGAGGUCUUCUCCAGCCCCAGCUUGCCGGCCUUGCUGGCCCCCAGCCUGCCCCCCUGCACCGCCGACAUCAAGCCCCUGCUGCUGGAGGAGCCAGCCCCCCACACGAGGAGCCGGCUGUCAGGGAGAUCCAGUGGGAAGACGCUGGCUGAGCUCUCCAGGACCCUGGAGGAGGCGAACGCCACACUGGAGCGGCUGAGCGCAGAGGGGCUGCAGGCGCUGGCCCAGCUGAGCGACACCUCGGAGCAGGUGGUGCAGACGGCGGAGCGGAGACACGGCGACGAAGGCACCGGCCCCCCAGCGACGCUGCCCGCGAAGAUGGAGGAGCUGCGCCGGCGCUACCAGGCCCGCCUGGCCGCUGCCGGGGGGCUGCCGGGGUGACCCCAGGACUGGGCUGGGGGGCUGCAGGGCCCCCAUCCCACAAGGGAGCUGCUGUCCCGCUGUUCCUGGGAUAAUAAAAGAGUCAUUAAUUAUCAA
This is a messenger RNA of Mauremys mutica (yellowpond turtle), 1147 nucleotides long. Its product is annotated as HAUS augmin-like complex subunit 7. Gene Ontology annotation, cellular component: HAUS complex. Bases 50 to 1051 code for a protein of 333 amino acids. The transcript has 9 exons. NCBI's taxonomy places the organism in Eukaryota, Metazoa, Chordata, Testudines, Geoemydidae. The record is from RefSeq and is a predicted model, not a curated record. Gene Ontology annotation, molecular function: microtubule minus-end binding. Gene Ontology annotation, biological process: centrosome cycle; spindle assembly.